GUCGAUACCUCUGACAUGUAAAGAGCUUUCCUCCAAGAUACGAGCAGCCGAGCGUCGUCAUCCAGCGGCAUUCCUCAGCCGCCGCUUCCGUCCCGGAUCCAUCCAUCAUCCAUCCAUCGCUGUCCGCCAAGGUCUUUCAAGCACAGGGGCAUCUCUUUUUUUUUCUUCUUCUUUUUUUUUCUUUUUCUUUUCUUUUUUUUAUACUCGUAUUGCACACCCGGCUGCCGAUUUUGCAGAAGUCGGUGCAAUGUCCAGAUCGUCUGUCUAGUCCCUUUGAUCAACAGACAAAUCUGUCUUCCUACAUUUCGUCCUGCCCGAGCCCCGCGCUCCUCUCUCGCUUAGCCCUAAAAAAAAAAAAAAAUGCGUCCCGGUGCAGCGAUGCUGGCGGCGGUCAUCUUGGGAAACUCCAUCAUAACCUUCAUCUCGGCUCAGAACGCUGGGUUUGUGAAGUCGCCAAUGUCUGAGAUUAAGCUUACGGGGGACACCUUUGAGCUGUACUGCGACGUGGUCGGUAACCCCACCCCGGAGAUCCAGUGGUGGUACGCUGAGAUCAACCGAGCUGACUCCUUCAAGCAGCUGUGGGACGGGGCCCGCAAACGGCGGGUAUCCAUCAACACAGCCUAUGGCGCCAAUGGGGUCAGUGUGCUUGGCAUCACACGCCUCACUCUGGAGGAUUCGGGGACCUAUGAGUGCCGGGCCAGCAACGACCCUAGGCGCAAUGACCUACGGCAAAACCCUGCCAUCACCUGGAUCCGCGCCCAAGCCACCAUUUCGGUGCUACAGAAGCCAAAGAUAAAUGCCACUGAUCAGAUCAUCCUACCAGUGGACACCCCUGGGCCAUCUGUCACCUUGCAGUGUAACCUGACCAAUGCCCAUAAUGCCCACGAAGAAAGCUUCCUGAUGAAGAAUGGAAAGGAGAUCGCUGGUACAAGGACGGGACUUAUAACCACGGUGUACAGAAUAAAUAAGCCAAGGGCAGACGAUGCUGGGGAAUACAUGUGUGUUUACACAUUUGCAAUGGCCCCAAAUGCCAAUGCUACGAUUGAAAUAAAAGCUUCGCCCCUUAUUACUGGACACAAGCGAAGUGAAAAUAAAAAAGAGGGAGAAAACGCAAUGAUGUACUGCAAGUCUGUUGGUUACCCACACCCGGUCUGGACGUGGCGUAAACUGGAGGGGACAUUCUACACGGACAUUGACAACUCCUCAGGACGUUUCUUCAUCACCAGCAGAGAAAACUACACAGAGCUGAAUAUACUGAACCUGGAUAUAAGCACAGAUCCUGGUGAAUACCAGUGUAACGCCACCAAUGUGAUUGGCACUGCAGCUGUUACUUCUAUUCUGCGGGUGCGCAGCCAUCUAGCACCACUCUGGCCUUUCCUUGGUGUGCUAGCAGAAAUCAUAAUCCUAGUAGUCAUCAUCGUAGUGUACGAGAAACGCAAGAGGCCAGACGAAAUCAUGGACGAUGAUGAACCAGUUGGACCAAUGAAAACAAAUUCAACAAACAACCACAAAGACAAAAACAUUCGCCAGAGGAAUACAAAAUAAGCUAUUUGCCCAAUGAAGUGAGAUUGCAAAACUGCAUAUUUUGACCACAUGAAGGUAUCAGAGGGUGAAGGCGCUCCAGGCAGUUUUUAACAAAGCAUAUCUUGUCUCUACUUAUGAGAAACAAAAUCAGCAUAACACUGGCAACAAAGAAGAACAUAAUGGCUGUCUUAAGCAUGCCUUAUUCAGUCUUACAUGAAGAUUUCAGGACGAAGACGAAAAUGAAAACCACCAUAGAGGUGUACACAUUUUUAACGUGCUGUUGAUGUCUCCUUCAUUCAUUUUAUCAUGUCCUCAAAUGAGGUGAUCCUUUUUGUAUUAUGAACCAUGUAAAAUGCAUGCAAGAUAAUUACGCAAUAGGAUACUCAGAAUAGACAUUUUCUGUUGUUAUCCCUCAUGUAUGUGUGGCUUUUUUUGCAUCCAAAAUUACCUAUGGUUUUUAUGGAGUCAUCCUUGAUGAAAAAAUACUGUUUUAUUCUUGAAAAAUUUGUACAGCAUAUCAUCGUCAUUGAACAAUGUUUGAUUUUGUUUCCAGAAGUCCACUUUCAACAGAGCUUCAGUCAUGAGGCAAGGGCUUCGAUAACUGGCAGUAUUUAAUUGAGAGUGCUUACAGAAAAAGACUACUGUGUGUUAAAAUAGCUAAAUGAAAACGAAAUAAGUGUAUCCUUUUUAUUUUCGCUCCCGAGUAAUUUAGGUGUCUUGUAUGUGUUGCGGUAUGAUUGUUUAAAUGACAGAAAACCUGUAAAAAUAUAAUAACUUUUAUAUUUCGUAAUUUAUUUCAUUGAUUUAUAUAUUUUUUUCUCUCUCUUCAAAUGUACAGCAUGGCUAUAAUCCUAUGCAAUAUGUAUUCAUUUUAUAUAUAUAUAUAUAUAUAUAUAUAUAUAUAUAUAUAUAUAUAUAUAUAUAUAUAUAUAUUUCUAUAAAUGUGUGGAGGGCAGUUUUACGAAGUGAAGCUUUAAUAACGUGGGAUCACUUGGAAGCUGGCUAGCAAAAUACACUGCUGUAGCUGCAUGACUCCUAUCAAUACAGUGUAUCUAUGUGUGUUGCAGUGCAAAUUGACCUGCACUUGGGUGGGAACUGAGGGACCAGAGUAUAUAGCCAUGAUCAAACAUGAGACCAAUAUUUUUUUUCUGAAUUAAA
Molecule: messenger RNA, 2682 nt
Organism: Lampris incognitus (smalleye Pacific opah)
Lineage: Eukaryota; Metazoa; Chordata; Actinopteri; Lampriformes; Lampridae
Gene: nptnb
Product: neuroplastin b
Exons: 9
Coding region: 361-1545 (394 amino acids)
Source: RefSeq, a predicted model, not a curated record